UUUUUUAGAUAGCACACCAAACUGGGCCAAUUCUUACAGUUGCAAUUAUCUUUUGAGAAUGCUGAGCCUCUAUGAUUCCCUAAGCAAUGUAUGUGUGCAAGAUUACCUUUAAUAGUGGAGAAGUGAUGUGGUUUAGUGAUGAACUAUGAUGCACAAUGGCUCAGUGGGUCUUUAGUGCAGGAACUUUUUAGAUUUUUAUGUCAAAUAUUUCUUUCUAUUGCCCUUCCUAAGCUGCAUCUUUUGAUUUUCACAAAACACCUUUCUGAAUGUCGAAUUCUUUGGAAUCUGAUAAGUGUUUGAAAAGAUAAUGAAAGAAAAGUAUAAUGAUAUACAAUGGCAUAUACCAAGAAGAUCGCAUGUAUUUUCAUAUGCAUUGUGUUAGUGUCAGCAACCCUAAUCGAUGGAUUCCAUCAUUCUUCUGGAGGCAGCGGCAUUCUUGGUGGUUUAUUGGGAGGAGGUGGAGGUCAUGAUAAACAUGGUUCCGGCUUAGGAGCCAUACUUGCUCUGACUCUCAUAAGGGGACUUCUCUCUAAUGAACAAAAACACCAUCACGUGCACCAUCAUGCUGGACAUCACGGACAUCAUCAUGCUGGACAUCACGGACAUCAUCAUGGCUUUGCACUUGCAGCAGAACAUACACCCGAGCUUUUGGGAUAUGAAGAAAUUGGUCAUGGAUUUGAACUGCACUGAUAUACAGAUUUCUGUAUAAAAAUGUUAAAAUUGUAAAAUUGUAUUAUAAAACUUCACGUUGUAUUAUACACAUUUCAUUGUAUGAAUAAAUAAAAUGUUGUUGUUUCUA
Messenger RNA from Parasteatoda tepidariorum (common house spider), 799 nucleotides. NCBI's taxonomy places the organism in Eukaryota, Metazoa, Arthropoda, Arachnida, Araneae, Theridiidae. The record is from RefSeq and is a predicted model, not a curated record.